Myotis lucifugus (little brown bat) is the source of this 2918-nucleotide messenger RNA. It is a transcript of the gene PRG4, whose product is annotated as proteoglycan 4. Lineage: Eukaryota; Metazoa; Chordata; Mammalia; Chiroptera; Vespertilionidae. Gene Ontology annotation, molecular function: polysaccharide binding; scavenger receptor activity. The record is from RefSeq and is a predicted model, not a curated record. Gene Ontology annotation, biological process: immune response.
GUUCAUCUAUCCUCUUACCGCGAUGGCCAUGGAGUGGAAGAUACUUCCCAUUCACUUGUUGCUGCUACUUUCUGUUUUCUUGAUUCAGCAAGUUUCUUCUCAAGAUGUAUCAAGCUGUGCAGGGAGAUGUGGGGAAGGGUAUUCUAGAGAUACCCCCUGCAACUGUGAUUAUAACUGUCAACUCUACAUGGAGUGCUGCCCUGAUUUCAAGAAAUUCUGCACUGUGGAGCUCUCCUGUAAAGGCCGCUGCUCCGAGUCCUUUGAAAGAGGGAGGGAGUGUGACUGUGACAACCAAUGUAAGAAGUAUGGCAAGUGCUGUCCCGAUUACGACGAUUUCUGUGAAGUGCAUAGCCCCACACCACCACCAUCUUCAAAGGCUGCACCUCCGCCUGCAGGAGCACGUCAACCCAUCAAAUCAACAACCAAACGUUCACCCAAACCAACAGACAAGAAGACGACUAAGAAAGUUAUAGAAUCAGAGGAAAUAACAGAAGAACAUUCUGUUUCUGAAAAUCAAGAGUCUUCUUCCUCUUCUUCUUCUUCCUCUUCAAGUAUUCGGAAAAUCAAGUCUUCCAAAAAUUCAGCUGCUAAUAAAGAAUUAAAGAAGAAACCCAAAGUAAAAGAUAACAAGAAAGAAAAUCCUAAGAAGAAACCUGCCCCGGAACCACCAGUGGUAGAUGAAGCUGGAAGUGGAUUGGACGAAGGUGAUUCCAAGCCCACCCCAACUCCUGACACGCCCACCACUCAAAGCACUAAAGUUACCACAACUUCCAAGGUUACAACAGUGACAACAGUAAGUCCUAAACCCAGCCCGUCACCGAAACCUGAAACAUCCAAAGACACAUCUUCAACAGCAAGUAAGGAGAAAACGGUUGAAACUAAAGAGACUUCUAAAACAACAAAAGAGACUUCAGCUAGUACAUCAGAGAAGACGACUUCAGGUAAAGAGACGCGAAGUGCAGAAAAAACAUCUAAAGAUUUGGAAGCCACAUCAGUUUCUGUUAAAACUACAACCGAAGCUGAAACUACAACCACAUCUCUUACACCCACCACUCCUCAAACGCCUUCUCCCACCACCACCACCAAGGAACCUACAACCACCCCCAAAAAGCCCGAGCCCACCACCCCCAAGAAGCCCGAGCCCACCACCCCUAAAAAGCCCGAGCCCACCACCCCCAAGAAUCUGGUAGAUCCCACACCAAAGGCUCCUGCAGGGUCCAAUUCUGAAACGACCACCACAUUGAAGGAUAAGACAACAGAAAAAGGCACGCACACUACAACUGAAAUUACAACUGCUACUUCUACAAGUACAACAAGAGAGACAGCAACUCCAAAAGAAGACAAGACCACUGAAUCCCAAACAAGUACAACCAAGCAGGUGACAUCUACCACAACCAAGGACACCACAUCGGCCAAAGUUACUCCUAAGGAAACAACUCCUGCACCAGAAGUGACUCCAACAGAAGACAAGACCACUGAGUCCCAAACAAGUACAACCAAGCAGGUGACAUCUACCACAACCAAGGACACCACAUCGGCCAAAGUUACUCCUAAGGAAACAACUCCUGCACCUGAAGUGACGGCUGCAACAAAAAAGACAACUACAACUGAAGAGACUACAAAUACGUCUGAAGACACAGUAACUACAUCCAAAGUGACGACUGCUAAAUCCCCAAAGCCAACCAAAGCACCCCAAAUGCCCACCACCACCAAAAAGCCCAACACAACACCUAAAGUGACAAAACCAAAGCCUACACCAUCUCCCCCAAAGACAACCACAUCAACGGUGCCUACAAUGAACCCUGCCUCUUCAGAGGAAGACUUGCUCCACACCACCACCAGCUCUGACCAAGCUAGUAACUCAGAAAUGGCUGAAGAACAUCCAAAGAAUGAAGAUGCAAAUGAUGCUGAAGGAGAAAAACCUUAUGUGAUUCUCAGGCCCCCUGUGAUAACUCCUCUAAUUAUCCCAGGAGCUGAUUUCACAGUGAGAGGAUCCGAUCAAGGCAUUGGCGUCAACCCCAUGCUUUCAGAUGAAACCAAUUUAUGCAAUGGUAGAUCAGUAGAUGGACUGACGACUCUGGCCAAUGGGACAUUAGUUGCAUUUCGAGGUCAUUACUUCUGGAUGCUAAAUCCACUCAGUCCACCAUCUCCUCCUCGUAGAAUUACUGAAGUCUGGGGUAUUCCCUCUCCCAUUGAUACUGUUUUUACUAGGUGCAACUGUGACGGAAAAACUUUCUUCUUUAAGGGUUCUCAGUACUGGCGUUUCACCAAUGAUGUGAAAGAUCCUGGGUAUCCCAAACAAAUUGUAAAAGGAUUUGGAGGACUAAAUGGAAAAAUACUGGCAGCUCUUUCAAUACCUAAAUAUAAGGAGAGACCUGAAUCUGUGUAUUUUUUCAAGAGAGGGGGCAGAGUUCAGAAGUAUACUUAUAAACAGGAACCCAACAGGCAGUGCCCUGGAAGAAGACCUGCUCUGAGUUAUCCGGUGUACGGAGGAACAACACAGGUUAGAAGACUUCGCUUUGAACGGGCUAUUGGAUCUCACACACACACCAUCAGCAUUCAAUAUUCGCGGCCUGUCAGAGUCCUUUAUCAAGACAAAGGUUUCCUCCACAAUGAAGCCCAAAUAAGUACACUGUGGAGAGGACUUCCCAGUUUGGUUACCUCAGCUAUAUCCCUGCCCAACACCAGAAAACCCGAUGGCUACGAUUACUAUGCUUUUUCUAGGGAUCAAGCCUAUAACUUGAAUGUGCCCAGCAGAACAGCAAGAGCCGUUACUCCUCCUUCUGGGAAGACCUUAUCCAAUGUCUGGUACAACUGUCCUUAGACCGGUGGGCAAAGGAACAGACAAGUAAAACAAUGAUAAAAUCUGACACUGAAAUACCUUUUAUUAAUAAAGAAUGUUGAGAUAAGCAUACCAA